AGUCGAGAGCCCGGGUCCAGCACCUCGUGCUGUCAGAGGCCCUGCCCCCACAGGAUGAGGGGAGGAUUUAGCCGCCCCACCCUUGCAGCAAGAGUCCCCAAAACAAGGAACCUCUAUCCCUGUGCCCCCAAGCUUAGGGACCCUGCCCCACAGGCUGGCCGGGCCGGGAGAGGAUCCAGCCCAUUUCACCCCCAACGGUCGCUUCUCUAGUCUGGAGGGAGCCAGCGCCCAUCAAACGUGGGGAGAGGAGCCAGGGUCCUUUCUCUGUGGGACACGCUCUGAACCAGGGGAACAAGAGCACGUGCAGCAAUGAGCCAACCCCUCCUGCCUGCCAGUAGAGCUAUUGCCAGGACAGCCUACGCUCGGCAGCAAACAAGCUCUGGCAUGGAUAUUUGCUGACUCGAUGAAUUUUUAGUAAAUAUUGGAGAAUACCCAGAGGAAAGGAAUUAUGAAUUCAUAGAACACAGAAAGUCUGCUUAUAAGAAAAACACACAUCUAGAUGCAAUGGGUGAGUCAGAGAAAAAGCGCCUGAUUGAACUGAACAUGACGAGGGACUCCUUGUGUAUGGUGGAAGGAAAAGGUGACUCAACCUGGCUCAGACCUCAGAGGAGACACUUCCCUCAAAGUAAUAGAAGUUCACUAGAGAACUAUAGAGAAAAAGAGCCUGAGCCAGAUACUGGCAGGAGCUCCUGGACAGCACUCACUCCUCCUCAUCACAAGGAGAGGAGGCACUUUCCAGAAAGAAGAUUCCUUCUGAGAUGUUGCCUUCACUUACCCUUCACUAAGCCUCAGAGACUGCUGUCAUGCAUGCCACCAGACUGCUGACAAUCUCCUUGGCAGAUAAUGCCAUUUUUGGCUGAAGCACCACUUAAAAGCUGCCUGUUUGAGCUUGGGGACAUUUCACAAAACAAGGAGAAAUCAGAUGUUACAAGGCUGCUUUUAAAAUGAGUUUGGAUAUCCAACACAGCUAGCUAAGAUGUUUCAACAAUAGCUCACUUCCCAAUUAAACUCAUUUUUAACAUUCAAA
Molecule: messenger RNA, 1027 nt
Organism: Pelodiscus sinensis (Chinese soft-shelled turtle)
Lineage: Eukaryota; Metazoa; Chordata; Testudines; Trionychidae
Gene: SPATA45
Product: spermatogenesis associated 45
Source: RefSeq, a predicted model, not a curated record